Messenger RNA from Gasterosteus aculeatus aculeatus (three-spined stickleback), 2308 nucleotides. RefSeq names its product poly (ADP-ribose) polymerase family, member 3 (gene parp3). Gene Ontology annotation, molecular function: NAD+ poly-ADP-ribosyltransferase activity. The record is from RefSeq and is a predicted model, not a curated record. Gene Ontology annotation, biological process: protein poly-ADP-ribosylation; double-strand break repair. Lineage: Eukaryota; Metazoa; Chordata; Actinopteri; Perciformes; Gasterosteidae. Gene Ontology annotation, cellular component: nucleolus; site of double-strand break.
GACUGGAUGAUGUAAACCUCCCGGGGAUCCGAGGCGCCGUUCACCUUCUUUCCGGUUACAGCUCCUGCAGAGAGAAGGACGGUGUCUCUCCACCGCCAACUUCCCUCCCCGACUGGCUGAUACUAUUAAAAAUUAAAAGGGUUUUCUGUUGGGAUCAUGGCACCAAAAAGGCGAGCUGCCUCUGGUGGCAAGAGAGGUGGCAAAAAGGUGAAACAGGAGCCCGAAACACCGGAGCCCAAGGAUGCAUUCACCUCUGCGAAAGAGGCCCUUCUGGCUGCAGGGCCCCAGGUAAAAGGCAAGAGGAAUGUAGAUGAGCACUGCUCACUGCCGAGCUCCAAUGAGGUACACGAGGACUAUGACUGCAUGCUCAAUCAAACCAACAUUGGAAACAACAAUAAUAAGUUUUAUGUUAUUCAAGUUAUUAAAGACAAAUCCUCUUACUAUACUUGGACCAGAUGGGGUAGAGUGGGGGAAGUGGGACAAUCUAAACUUAACACGUUUAAUGAGUCCGAGAAGGCUGUCAAGGACUUUGAGAAAAAGUUCAAGGACAAGACCAAGAACAACUGGAGUGAUCGAUCAAAUUUUGUGUCUCACCCUGGGAAGUACACCCUCAUCGAGGUGGAUGGAGAGCAGGAUGCCGAGGUCAAGGUGGACACUGUCGAUGGAAAGAAUGUACAAGUCGCGAAAAAUGUCCAAGAUUGCACCCUUGAUGGCGCAACCAAGAGCCUCAUCAAACUUAUUUUCAGCAAUGACAUGUUCAAGGAGGCGAUGGAAUGUAUGAACCUAGAUAUAAAGAAGAUGCCUCUGGGUAAACUCAGUAAGAUUCAGAUUGCAAAGGGCUUUGACGUGUUGGAAGAGAUUGAGGCAGCAAUGAACAAAAAAGGUGGCAAUAAAAAAAAAAACCUGGAAGAACUAUCCUCGAAGUUCUUCACCACAAUCCCACACAACUUUGGCCGGAGCAGACCGCCAACAAUCGACGACAAGGAGAUAGUGGAGAAGAAGAAAGAGAUGCUUAUGGUGCUGGCUGACAUUGAGCUCGCCCAGACUCUCAAAUCAGAGACUGAAAAGUCUCAGGAAGAGAUGACAGAGAAGGUUCCUCAUCCUCUAGACCAGGACUACCGUUCCCUCAACUGCAGCCUCACACUAAUGGACAAGGACUCUGAUAGAUUCAAGAUCAUAGAAAAGUACAUGAAAGAAACAUCAGAUAACUAUCGGAAACCCAAAAUCGUCAAUGUCUGGGAAGUCGAUCGAGAGACUGAGGGAGAACGCUUCAGCGAGAAUGACGGUCUGGAGAACCGCCGUCUGCUGUGGCACGGCACGAACAUAGCGGUGGUGGCAGCUAUCCUGAAGAGCGGUCUGAGGAUAAUGCCACAUUCAGGGGGCCGCGUUGGCAGCGGUAUCUAUUUUGCAUCUGAAAACCGCAAGUCUGCAUGUUACGUGCGGCCAUCUAAAAACACUGGAGUGAUGUUUUUGAGCGAGGUCGCCCUCGGCAAAGAAUUCACCAUCACUAACGACGAUGGCGCCCUCAAAGAGGCUCCGGCAGGCUACGACAGUGUGGUGGCACGAGGAUCCGUGGAACCAGAUCCAUCCAAGGACACCAUCAUCACCCUUGAGGGCAAGCAGGUUGCUGUUCCUCAGGGUAAGCCCGUAAAACAGCCGCAGUUCUCAAACAGCAGGUUCAGCAACAGCGAAUAUCUCAUCUACAAAGAGAGCCAGUGUCGCCUUCGCUACCUGCUGGAGCUCAACAUGUAACUCAACUCAAGGAAAGAAUCAGGUCCUCUGAAAGAAAAAUAUAGUCAUUCACUUUAUUGUUACUAUCUAAAAAGACUGUGCCUUCUAUUUUGCCAACUGUAACCUCGAUACACUGCACUUCUGUACAACUGCUAACUGUGUAUCUUAGUUUUCCCAUGCAUGACACGUUUACACUUGCACUACUAUGUUAUAUUAAGCAUCCCAGCUCUAGACUGAGUAGCUCACCCUUUAUAUACUGCAUUAUAUUAUACAAGUAGUAAUGCUUAUGAGAUAAAAAAAUAUAUAUAUAGUAGAGUAAAAUGAUACUCUAUGCAUAGAUAUGUUUACAGUCCAAAGUGCUAUUUGUGGCUCAUAUUUAAGCACUUACACGUCUAAUGUGCACAGAAAGUGCUCCUGCUAUGCAAAGUAAUGUAACAUGUUUGUCAUGAUAAGCUUGGUCAAUCUUGCCUCGAGGGUCUUAUAGCUUUGUUAUAAAUGCCACCAUUUGGUGUCAGUAAUGAGCUUCAGAAUGUACCUGUCGCACAGUUUUGCAAUAAAACAUUAUUUCAAGCCUCAA